Molecule: messenger RNA, 2358 nt
Organism: Microsporum canis CBS 113480
Lineage: Eukaryota; Fungi; Ascomycota; Eurotiomycetes; Onygenales; Arthrodermataceae
Exons: 4
Coding region: 1-2358 (785 amino acids)
Biological process (GO): positive regulation of transcription by RNA polymerase II; DNA-templated transcription
Molecular function (GO): zinc ion binding; DNA-binding transcription factor activity, RNA polymerase II-specific; sequence-specific DNA binding
Source: RefSeq, a predicted model, not a curated record
AUGCGACAAAACUCGCUCUCUGUUUUUUCUUUUUUUCUUACCCUUCUCUCCCUCCUGACAGCGUGCGAUCGCUGCCAUCGCCGCAAAUCGCGAUGUGACAAACAGGUGCCCGUCUGCGGACCGUGCCUGAAGGCCAACGUCGCCUGCGUCUACACAGACCGGUCCAAGGAGCCUACAUAUCGCAAGGAGGUAGUGGAACGCCUGGAGCGACGUCUCAGGCAGUGUGAAGCUACCAAUCGUGCGCUGGCUGCGAGACUGGCGGCCGUCUCCCAGCAGAAUAGCAACAACAACAACAACAACAACGGCAACGGCUCUGAGGUCUCGGUCUCAGGGCAGAGUCCCUCGUCGACGUCGAAUCCCGAUACCAGCCCAGGCCAGGGAGGAGGACGGCAGCGGCAGCGGCAGCAGACGAAGCAGGAGGGUGAUAAUGAAGUGACGGACGAGGUCUCGUUUCUCUCGCUGACGGCUGGCGGUGACCGUCAGUUCCUGGGCUCUGGCAGCGGCGUGCUGUUUGCCAACCUCGUUCGCGCUACCGUGGACGCUGCCCCGGUCCCGAUCUCUACUCCGGCCCGGGCAUCAUUCACUCCACGGCCGUCGCAUUCAGACAAUCCGGCCCACGGAGGGGGUGGUGGAAGUGUCACCUUUCCGCUGGGCUCGCCAGCCGGGAGGCCAGAGGGAUAUCAGAUCCCGCCGGAGACGUUUGCGCGAGACCUACACCACGCAUACUUUGAGCACGACUAUCUCUGCUACCCGUUCCUGCAUCGGCCAACGGUCCUGGCGGCAUUCGAGCAGAUAUACAGUGACCCCUCGGUCUUGGAUCGGGAUGUGUACUCGUGCUUCAUUUUCUACAUGAUUCUCGCCAUCUCGUCCGUCGAUUAUCACAAGUUCGAUUGGCAGACCAGACCCGAUGCCGAAAACUUCCAUGUUGUCGCCCUGUCGAAAUUGACGGAGGUGCUGCAGUUGGGAGGCAUCAAGCCUCUGCAGGCUAUCCUGCUGCUAUGCCAGUACCGGAUGAGGAGCCCCAUCCAGGAUACCUCGGCAAGUAUGUGGCACCUGGUAGGCGUUGCUUGUCGUAUAUGCAUCGAGCAAGGCCUGCAUCGAGAGUCGACGUAUCCACCAAGGCCAUCGUCCGACCGGAUGGACGUUGACUCUUCGAGUAGCAUGAUUCGUGCAGAGGUUGGCCGGCGGUGUUUCUUCUGUGUCAUUGCCAUGGAUCGCGUUGUGAGCAACACUCUUGGCCGGCCCUUUGGGAUACGGCUAUCAGAUACAAACACAGCACUCCCCGAUCCAAAAUAUGAUCUCGAGGUAAAUCCGCCAGAAAGCAGCUUCCAUCCAACUACAGACUGCUUCUCUCGUACAGCUCUUUUCGUCCAUAUAGUUCGGUACCGUAUUAUCUGUGGUAAAAUCCUCUUCUCCAUGGACAACGGCCAGUCGACGCAGCAGGACUCCAACGAAGCCUCCGCGCUGUCAAAACGGGACAGCUUGGCUGCGGAGCUCGAACAAUGGAGGCAUGACACAGCCUCCCUUAGCCUGCCAGCUGUGGACUUGUCCAGCACGAUCCCCGGGGACAGAUCGAGUUUCCGCGCUCAUGAAUGGUAUGAGCUAUUGUAUUACAACGCACUACUAAUGCUGUACCGUCCUUCUCCAGCGCUCCCAGCCAUUUCGUCAACAGUCCCCACCGCAAUCCAGACCAUAUUUACUGCGGCCAAGCAAUCCAUCACCCUAUAUGCCCACCUUCAUCGCUCGAGACGGAUAAACUACACUUGGAUUACGCUCCACGCCGUGUUCAUGGCCGGACUCUCCUACAUAUAUGCCGUAGGCCGCCAUUUCCGUGCAAAGCGCAGGCUAGCGAUGGGCGGAGCUGCUGGCGUAAUGCUCGACGAAGACCCUUCGAUAAUAGAAAUCGUCAAUGAGACCCGAGCCUGUUCAACGGUCCUGGUAGCUGUUUCAGAGCGAUGGAGCGCUAUUCGCCACUCGCAUGAAGUCUUCCAUCGCCUGAGUGAUGCUGUGCUCUCCGAUGCAAUCGAGCUAUUAAAUAACCCUCCCUCGACAACCACAGCUUCGGGUACCCAGCCUGUUCUCUCACCCAUUAAAAUAGGGCGGAUGGCGUCUCCUACAAGUUUACCCACGUCUCACCUUUCACCCAUGGCCAGCACCGGUAUGGACCAAUGGCCGCUUUCGGAUCCUAACAUGAGUCCCCAAUUAGCCGUUGACUCCGUGCUGCGUGACUGCUUUAGGGAUCUUCAGCAUAUGAAUGAGUACAGCUAUGGCGAUGACCCUAUCUGUCGUCUCUCACAGGACUGGCUUGGAGAGAUUGGCGGGAUGGCCUUGGACGCCGUUCAUGUAUGGGGCGAGUAA